Bursaphelenchus okinawaensis is the source of this 1851-nucleotide messenger RNA. The record is from the annotation of a GenBank genome assembly. NCBI's taxonomy places the organism in Eukaryota, Metazoa, Nematoda, Chromadorea, Rhabditida, Aphelenchoididae.
AUGAUUCGAAACGUUAUGGUAACUAUAGAAACAAUGCAAACCCAAGGUCAGCUGUAAUUUGUAAGACAUAAAUAAUAUUAUCCUUCAAGAGAACCCUUUGGAUCCUUACAGAACUGUUUUCAAGAGUAAAAGUAUGAAAAAACAAGACGGAAAAGGUUGGAGGGAACACUCUGAAAGCCCUUAAGGCUCGCUAAACCUAUACCUUUUCGAAAAAAGUGCUGUGCGUAUUAUUGUAGACGUUAAUCCGAUACGUAUUGCAAUUCCUUUUUUGAUACGUAUGUUAUGUACGGCUAAUUUAAAGUCUAUUAAAAUUGAUAAUAAAAUGUUUAAAAAUAAUCAAAGCAUAAUUUAAAAUUUGUGAUGACAAAAUGAAAAUUAAUAGUUUUUUAAAAAUGAUAAGAUAUAUAAACCACACAAAAGUAAAAAAUUAUAUUUCAGACGGAAUACGUUAAACUUUUGCGUCAUUUUGUUGAUGGCAUAGACAUAGCUGAUGACUACAACAACAAGAACAUGUCGCGUUUCAACCUCGGAGAGAUGGUACGAUUUUGUGAACGAGUAAACCUACAGUAUCCUAAUCAUACGAUAACGCAAAAACAUUUAAACGAUCUUCUGAACGCGAAUCAAGUAGCUACAGUCGAGGAUUCUGAAGUUAGAGGAUUCAAAAAAGUUGGAGGUUUAGAUGAAAUCAAAAGAAAACUGAUUCAGAUAUACUUGUGGCCUUCCAAGUAUUCAGAAGUCUACAAACAAAUUGGUGUUAGAGUAGGCAACGCCGCUAUUCUACAUGGUCCUACUGGUUGCGGGAAGACGUUGGUGGCUAGAGCUUUGGCUGAAGAGACUGGAUUUAAUGUGAACUUUGUCAAGGUAAGAUAUCUGGUCAUGUUUAAUAGUAAUUUACCAUUAGAAAUGUAAAGUAAAGUAAGUUAUUUUAGGGCCCAGAACUCUUAUCAAAAUACAUCGGCCAAAGCGAGGAGAAUGUCAGAAAUGUAUUUGAAAAGUAAGUGAAACAAUGUUUGAGCAUUUUCUAAAACAAAGUAACUGGCUCGAUCUUGAAUGUAUUAUUGUAUGACAUUGUUAUUGUAGAGCUCGCCGUUCCAAGCCUUCGCUCAUUGUUUUCGACGAAUUUGACGCUUUGGUACCAAAACGAGGCCAUGAUAACACUGGAGUUACUGACAGAGUCGUCAAUCAGUUCUUGACCGAACUGGAUGGGGUGGAUAGCUCUAUGGAUGGUAAGGCAUAAUUGUGGUAUUUCUACAUUGGGUUUUACUUUAUUUUUUAUACGUUAAAAGUGCCAUUUUACGGCUGAUAUGUGUAUUUGGACGUCACAUCAUUUCAGGAGUAUACGUCAUAGCUACGACGAAUAGGCUGGAUCUGAUUGACGAUGCGCUACUGCGACCAGGAAGAUUCGAUCACAAAAUUCAUGUUCCACAUCCUGAUCGAGUAAGUUUCAUACUAACCCCACUUUUGGUUAAUUCCUUUCUCAUCAGUCUUUAUGGCAAAAAUAGAUUGUACCGUAGUGUUUUACUGUAUUCUAAUACCAGACUGUUACGGUAUUAUAUUGUUAAUAUGGGUUUUCUUAAGGAUUCUCGCCUCUCCAUUCUACAGCAAUUGGCCAAAGAUAUUCAAAUAGAAUCAGAGAAAAUCCUGGAGCAUUAUGCAUCGACGACAGAGUUCUGGUCAGCUGCAGAGCUUCGUGGUCUUAUCGUCAACUCAUCUUUCGAAGCAGCCAGAGUUGGAUCAGACACAGUAAACAAAGAGCAUCUGGAAGAAGCUUACAAUGAAACACUUCAGUCCAAGGCCAGAAACAAGUCUCAGAAGGAGUUCAAGUUUGGAGAAAGAAUAACAUUGGCAUAA